This is a messenger RNA of Stegodyphus dumicola, 680 nucleotides long. RefSeq names its product ADP-ribosylhydrolase ARH3-like. Lineage: Eukaryota; Metazoa; Arthropoda; Arachnida; Araneae; Eresidae. Gene Ontology annotation, cellular component: mitochondrion; nucleus. The record is from RefSeq and is a predicted model, not a curated record.
AAAGCCGCUGAGGAAUGUUCUCGCCUGACGCACACACACCCAGAUGGGUAUAAUGGAGCCAUACUUCAAUGUCUUGCUGUUAAUACAGCUUUGGGAUUAGACCCAACAAAGAAUCUGGAUCCUGUACAUUUUAUAUGUUCUCUUGAAAACAAAAUGGAGAAUAUUGAACUGAAGGGUGAUAAGAAAACAUAUUCUGAAAGCCUAAAGAAGAUUAAAGACAUAUAUCUUAAAAAGCAAGAAGAUAUAUCAGCUGAAGAAAUUGCUGAAUACUUAGGUAAUGCUGUAUCAGCACAAAGAUCGGUACCAACAGCAAUAUAUUCCUUUCUAAGAGGUCUCUCUCCGUUCCUGGAGUAUGAGAGUUCAAAUCCAUUUGUGCGUACUCUGUUCUUUGCAAUAUCAGUUGGAGGAGACACUGACACCAUUGCUUCUAUGGCUGGAAGUAUAGCAGGUGCUUAUCAUGGAGCAGAUUCAAUCCCACAAAAAAUGAAGAAAAGGUGUGAGUUAAUAGAUGAAGUAACUGAACUAGCUGAUAAAAUUUUUGACAAAACUGAAAAAGACAAUUCCUGAUUGUAAAAUAAGCAUCAUAUAGUAUUUUAUUAUUAAAUGCUCCUCAAAUUGCUCUUUAUAGUCCAUUGUACAUUUUGGACACAUGAUAUUAAACAUUCUUUAAAAAAAGAAAA